AUGAUGGAUGUUCAAUCUUUCUUACGUACUAUUUUCAAGAAAAUUAAGCAAAAUAAUAAUCAUCAUCUUCGUUUAUUAUGUUUCCCUGUUCGAACCACAGAUGAACAAAUAGCUGAAAAUAUUGAACGAAUGAUCAAUUGUGAAAAACUACUUUCUAAUUUUACAGUCAAACGUACACCGGAUACUGUCUAUUUACGAUGGGAAUAA
Rotaria sp. Silwood2 is the source of this 207-nucleotide messenger RNA. The record is from the annotation of a GenBank genome assembly. NCBI's taxonomy places the organism in Eukaryota, Metazoa, Rotifera, Eurotatoria, Philodinida, Philodinidae.